Molecule: messenger RNA, 2088 nt
Organism: Salvia hispanica
Lineage: Eukaryota; Viridiplantae; Streptophyta; Magnoliopsida; Lamiales; Lamiaceae
Product: metal transporter Nramp2-like
Biological process (GO): iron ion transmembrane transport; manganese ion transport
Cellular component (GO): trans-Golgi network; membrane
Molecular function (GO): manganese ion transmembrane transporter activity; cadmium ion transmembrane transporter activity
Source: RefSeq, a predicted model, not a curated record
AGUAGCUUCGCCACUCCCUUCAUCGAAUCCGAUUUCUCUCUCACGCGCCACCGCCUGCCACCGUAGGCACCACUGCGUCCAACCAAAUAGAUAAGCUCAGCCGCAAUUCGGAGAAUCCAAUGAACUCAACCACCCCGCCAGACAACCAUGCACCUCGGAAUUCCCAAUCAGAAGCGCAGCUGCUGCAAGCAGACGAGAACGAAUCCCGCCGAUUGCUGCCCCUAUCCGCCUCGCCGAAAUCCGACGCCGUUCCGAUCCAAUCCGAACUCGACGACGACGAGGAAGCGGCGUACGAUGCGCGGCAGAAGAUUCUGAUCUCCGAUUUCGAAUUGGAUACCCCCAAUUACUCGGGGGCCCCGCCGUUCUCGUGGAAGAAGCUGUGGAUGUUCACCGGUCCGGGGUUCCUCAUGAGCAUAGCGUUUCUAGAUCCCGGGAAUCUCGAGGGGGAUCUUCAGGCCGGCGCCAUUGCGGGAUACUCCCUGCUGUGGCUGCUGAUGUGGGCGACGGCGAUGGGGCUGCUGAUUCAGCUGCUGUCGGCGAGAUUAGGGGUUGCCACGGGGCAGCACUUGGCGGAGCUCUGCCGCGAUGAGUAUCCGGAUUGGGCGAGGAUUGUGCUGUGGUUCAUGGCGGAGGUGGCUCUGAUUGGGGCUGAUAUUCAGGAGGUGAUCGGAAGCGCCAUUGCUAUUCAGAUUUUGAGCCGAGGGUUUCUUCCUCUCUGGGCUGGUGUUCUAAUUACUGCUGCUGAUUGCUUUAUAUUUUUACUUCUUGAAAACUAUGGAGUGAGGAAGUUGGAAGCUGUGUUUGCAGUUCUUAUCUCAACUAUGGGCCUAUCAUUUGCUUGGAUGUUUGCUGAUGCUAAGCCAAGCAGAAAGGAGCUUAUAGUAGGUCUUUUGGUUCCACGGCUUAGUUCAAGAACUAUCCGGCAGGCUGUGGGAGUUGUGGGUUGUGUGAUAAUGCCUCACAAUGUGUUUUUGCACUCUGCUCUUGUACAAUCAAGGAAAAUUGACCCGGACAAGAAGGAUCAGGUCCAAGAGGCGCUCAACUAUUACUCUAUCGAGUCCUCAGCUGCCCUCUUCGUCUCCUUCUUGAUCAACUUAUGUGUGACAACCGUGUUUGCUAAGGGUUUCAGUGGAAGCAAACAGGCAGAAUAUAUAGGCCUAGUAAAUGCAGGACAGUAUCUAGAGGAGAAGUAUGGUGGUGGUCUUUUUCCAAUCCUCUACAUAUGGGGCAUUGGGUUAUUGGCAGCUGGGACGAGUAGUACAAUAACUGGGACAUAUGCUGGACAAUUCAUAAUGGGAGGUUUUCUCAAUCUCCGUCUAAAGAAGUCACUAAGGGCCUUGAUCACUCGAAGUUGUGCUAUUGUACCAACUAUAAUAGUGGCAUUGGUUUUUAACAAAUCAGAAUCAUCCCUAGAUAUACUGAAUGAGUGGCUCAACGUGCUACAGUCUAUACAGAUACCCUUUGCCCUUAUCCCUCUUCUCACCUUGGUGUCGAAGGAACAACUUAUGGGAGCAUUCAAGAUUGGACCUUUACUUGGGAGGGCCGCGUGGACGGUGGCUGGGCUAGUGAUGGUGAUCAAUGGAUACCUUUUGCUCCACUUUUUCCUCUCCGAAGUCGAUGGUUUGUUGAUUGGAUCCCUCGUCUCCACUGGCACUGCAGCGUACAUUGCUUUCGUGGUAUAUCUCAUUUCACGUAGCGACUGUGAGCUAUCUAACUGGCUAAGCCGAUUCAUUCCCAAUACAUCUGCUUGUUGUGGUAAUUAACUGAGCCAAUACUUCUUUACUACUUUCGGGUUCUGGGAAUUUGUCUGAGUGGAACCAACAUCGAGGGGGUUCUUCCACAAGACGGUGUUUCUCUAACACGGUCCAGAUUUGGUCGAUCCCAAAUGCUGACGUUUUGCACCUCCGAAAUGUAUAUGAACAUUGAAAUAAUUUAGAGCAGAACAAAGUGAUGUUUUUCUGUUGAUCCAUCUAAAGAGAGAAUAGGAAAAAAAAGGCGUAUUUGUAUAUGCUGCAGCUAACGGUAGAUCAAUCAUGUUGUAAUCAUAAAUUCACCAAUAUUCAUUUGUACUUUAAUAAUCUUGCAGAG